Scedosporium apiospermum is the source of this 270-nucleotide messenger RNA. RefSeq lists its product as uncharacterized. The coding region runs from base 1 to 270 and encodes 89 amino acids. The record is from RefSeq and is a predicted model, not a curated record. Lineage: Eukaryota; Fungi; Ascomycota; Sordariomycetes; Microascales; Microascaceae. The transcript has 4 exons.
AUGUUUCGCCCUACCGCAGCUCGCCUUGUCAGAUUUGUUGGUCCUCUUGACGCCGUGGACUCACCCUUUGCCUCGACCAUCCGCUCCGCUGGACAUGAACUCGAGACUAGAUUUCCCAUCAUUGUUGAAGGACGAGUCCAGGGAUCGAGGCCGCACCCGUCGACGAAAGACCCGACCGAUCAGAAAGACGUCGUUACUGUCAGUUUUCAUACGAACGCUGGAACGCUGGGCGUCGAGAUUAGCACGGCCCAGGUGUUUGCCAACCCGUGA